Molecule: messenger RNA, 1159 nt
Organism: Cephus cinctus (wheat stem sawfly)
Lineage: Eukaryota; Metazoa; Arthropoda; Insecta; Hymenoptera; Cephidae
Gene: Rrp42
Product: exosome complex component RRP42
Exons: 6
Coding region: 152-1027 (291 amino acids)
Biological process (GO): nuclear polyadenylation-dependent mRNA catabolic process; U1 snRNA 3'-end processing; U4 snRNA 3'-end processing
Cellular component (GO): cytoplasmic exosome (RNase complex); nuclear exosome (RNase complex)
Source: RefSeq, a predicted model, not a curated record
GUGUGCAUGGUAUAGUCAAGUUACAGAUGUAUGAUUGACAUAACUCUGCAGCAUUAUUUGUAUAAGGUUAUGUUAAGUUACAUUACUUGUGAGAUCGUGAGUGAAUAGGUAGAGGUUAAUGUUUUAAAAUAUUAGUAUUUUUCGUAGAAGAAUGGCAGAUAUUCCUUUAAGUUUAGCCGAAAAGACAUUCAUUCUUCAUGGAGUCGAUGCAAAUUUUAGGAACGAUGGUAGAAUCCGCAAUGAAUAUCGAGCAAUGGAAUUAGAAACAAAAUUAAUGCCACAGACUAAUGGUUCAGCUCGAAUACGUUUAGGAAAUACUGAUGUUUUAGUUGGUGUUAAAGUGGAAGUGGAUACUCCGUUCCCUGACAAUCCGUUUGAGGGAAAAUUGGAAUUUUUUGUUGAUUGCUCAGCCAAUGCUACACCUGCUUUUGAAGGAAAAGGUGGAGAUAGUUUGGCUACUGAAAUUAGUAAUACAUUAGCACUAGCUUAUCAAUCCCCACAUGCAAUAAAUUUAAAAACACUUUCUAUAUUACCUCAUCAACAGUGUUGGAAAAUAUACGUUGAUAUUUUAAUUUUACAGUGUGGUGGAAAUUUAUUUGAUGCUGUGUCUAUAGCGGUAAAAGCUGCACUGUACAGUACUGAAAUUCCAAAAGUAACAGCAGCUACUUUGGAUGGUGGCAAGCCUGAUAUUCAAUUAUCAGAUGAUCCAUACGAUUGCAUUAAAUUAGAUGCUAAAAAUUUUCCAGUAUUAGUAACAUUAUGUAAAAUUGGAGAUAAUUGUGUAGUUGAUCCAAGUUCAGAGGAAGAAACUUGUAGUUCAGCAAGUAUUGUACUAUCAACAUUGCCAGAUGGACGCUUUACAUCUGUAGUAAAAAUGGGACACGGCAGUCUACAGCCAACAACAUUAAUAAAGACAUUAGAGAUAGGAAAACUUGUUGGUAUUAAGUUAAACGCAAGUGUCAUGGAAUCCCUCAAGAAAGAAGAUGCACUAGGGACAAACAGACCAAUCUUUGGAUUCCUAAGAUAAAUCCUGUUACACUCAUUAUUAAAAAAAUAAAGCAAACCCUGAACGUGAUGUGCAUUUUAACAGAUUAAGUUUUCCCAUUUUGUACUUAAUUAUAUUUCUUAUAUGAAUUUACGGAAAAAAAACUGUUGCAAG